AUGAUUUCCACAACAGCCAGCCUUCUCCUGGCUCUCCUGCCUGUUGUCACGGCUCUCGUGCCUCCCCCGGCAGAUGGCAUGAACAUCAUCUGGUCAGAAACAUUCCAAGGCAACGCCGGAUCACCACCUCGACGCGACACCUGGGACGUGGCCUUGGCCAUCGACACGAACAACGAGGUCCAGACUUACACAGAAUCCUCCUGGAACGUUCAAAUAUCCGGCGGCGAAACAAUUCAGCUCAUCCCCCGCAGAUCGGCCAGCGGCGUCUGGACAUCUGCGCGCAUCGAAACCAAGGCAGCGUGGACCCCUCAACCCGGAGGAAGGAUGAGAGUACAGUCCAUGUUUAGGAUGGGCGAGAACGCAAAUAAGCAGGGCAUGUGGCCCGCGUUCUGGAUGCUUGGCGAUGCUGUUCGCCACGGAGUCCAAUGGCCCCUCUGUGGCGAGCUCGACAUCUUUGAGCAGAUCAACGGCCAACUCUCCGCAACGGGCACCGUCCACUGCCAACAGGAGGUUGGUGGCAUCUGCAACGAGCCUGCCGGGCGCGGAGUAGCCACUUCCCUUCCCGACAACGGCUGGCACACAUGGGCCUUGGAAUGGGAUCGAACUUCGAACAACUGGGCCACGGAGACCAUCACAUGGAUGCGCGACGGUGUCGUAUUCAACCAGCUCAGGGGUAGCGAUAUUGGGGAUGAGGGUAUUUGGGCGACGCUCGCUCACAUGCCCUACUACGUGCUGAUGAAUGUGGCAGUUGGCGGCACAUUGCCGGGCCCCCCUACCGAUGCCACACAAGAUGGCUACGGUAGCAUGAUGGAGAUUGGUUAUCUUGCCAUCUACCAGUCCCCAUAA
Molecule: messenger RNA, 846 nt
Organism: Colletotrichum graminicola M1.001
Lineage: Eukaryota; Fungi; Ascomycota; Sordariomycetes; Glomerellales; Glomerellaceae
Product: glycosyl hydrolase family 16
Exons: 2
Coding region: 1-846 (281 amino acids)
Biological process (GO): carbohydrate metabolic process
Molecular function (GO): hydrolase activity, hydrolyzing O-glycosyl compounds
Source: RefSeq, a predicted model, not a curated record